AUGAGGCUUCCCGAGGGUCUGCCGACUGUGGGCGGUGGUACCGAGUCAUUCUGGCGUAUUGACCUUCACAAACUCGAUGACUAUCGCUCGACCGAACAUCUUCCUGAGCAGUCAGGCAUUGUCAUUAUUGGAGCUGGCUACUCAGGCGUUGCGACGGCAUAUCAUCUGUUGGAAGCUGGCAGCAAAGCGUCAAUAACUUUACUCGAAGCCCGCGGCGCGUGUAGUGGUGCAACAGGUCGCAACGGAGGCCACCUCCGCCCUGAUCUUUACGGCCACAUCCCAACAUAUAUCGACCGUCACGGAUUGGAAGCUGGAGCUGAGAUUGCCGAAUUUGAAGCUGCUCAUAUCAAGGCCUUCAAAGAAGUUGUGAAGAAGGAAGAUAUCGACUGCGAUUAUGUUAUUACGAGAACGACAGAUGUGUGGUGCAAUCAGGAUGCCGCCGACAAAGUCAAGAGUACAUACGACAAAAUGGUUGCAUAUGGGCUGAAGCACAUGGACGACGUGCACUUUGUCAUGGGGAGAGACGCUGAAGGUGUCAGUGGUAUCAAAAACGCGAAAGCAUGUGCCACAUACACUGCUGGCACUAUCUGGCCUUACAAGUUCAUCAUGACUCUUCUCGGAGUCUUGCGAGACCGAGGCGUUAACAUCCAGACAUACACCCCAGUGAACACUAUCUCUGCCAAUUCCGACGGCACAUGGACAGUCUCAACAUCCCGAGGCGACAUCAAGACUCCGAAAGUCGUUCAUGCGACCAAUGCUUACACAAAAGCUCUUUUGCCAGAAUACGAGAAGAAUAUUGUGCCAUGCAAAGGCAUCUGCUGCCACAUCGCAGUACCAAAGGAGGAUAUCGCGCCUUUCGUCGGCAACUCCUACAUCAUCAGAGAACAAGGAGACCCUAGUGUCCUCAGCUAUCUAAUACCAAGAUCCGACGGCGGUAUUAUUGUUGGUGGCUCACAAGCAAUCUUCAAGCCUCAUCUCGAGCAAUGGUACAACAACUCCGACGAUGCCGAGCUGAUUGAAGCCUCGAAGGACUACUAUACCAAUUACAUGCAGAACAACUUCCGCGGUUGGGAAGAUACCAAAGCUGAAGUGCAGAAAAUAUGGACAGGCGUUAUGGGUUAUUCAUACGACAGCAAUCCUCAUAUUGGUGAGGUGCCCGGGAAGCCUGGUCAAUACAUCUUGUCUGGCUUCAAUGGUCACGGUAUGCCGGUCAUUUGGCUGGCAGCUGAAGGACUGUCUGAGAUGCUUCAUGAGGGAAAGAGUUUUGAGGAAACGAGGGUACCAAAAGCGUUCAAGACGACACAGGAAAGAAUCGACAAAGCAAAAGCAGGCCCUGAGGGCGGUGAUAUUCUUGCUUGA
This is a messenger RNA of Aureobasidium subglaciale EXF-2481, 1359 nucleotides long. RefSeq lists its product as uncharacterized. The transcript is spliced from 2 exons. The coding region runs from base 1 to 1359 and encodes 452 amino acids. The record is from RefSeq and is a predicted model, not a curated record. NCBI's taxonomy places the organism in Eukaryota, Fungi, Ascomycota, Dothideomycetes, Dothideales, Saccotheciaceae. Gene Ontology annotation, cellular component: cytoplasm. Gene Ontology annotation, molecular function: oxidoreductase activity.